Messenger RNA from Biomphalaria glabrata, 3918 nucleotides. RefSeq lists its product as uncharacterized. Gene Ontology annotation, molecular function: protein binding. The record is from RefSeq and is a predicted model, not a curated record. The transcript has 2 exons. The coding region runs from base 160 to 2271 and encodes 703 amino acids. NCBI's taxonomy places the organism in Eukaryota, Metazoa, Mollusca, Gastropoda, Planorbidae.
CUUAUCAAUGUUCAUUAUUGUCAAGUUAAACAAUCAACAUAAAUUAUGAUGGCUAGUUUUCUCUAAUCAGCUGCCGGCAACAAACCUUGCCUUGUCAGUUAGAUCUAGAUUAUAAUUAGAUCUAUAUGAUUCAUGUCAGUAAUGUAGAACAUAAAUACAAUGUCACAUUACGUUAAAGCAACGAAAAAGACGUUCAGUAAAAAUGCGCACGAUUGUAUUGUUCGGCCGCUACUGAAACAGAGAGAAACUGGAGAGUUGUGUGAUAUUGUAUUAAAAUUAAAUGACCGAUGUUACAACGCCCAUCGUGCCAUAUUGGCCUUAUGGAGUCCCUAUUUUCAUUCAAUGUUUACUUGUGAUAUGAAAGAAAAAAAUAUUAAGGAGAUCGAUUUAUCUGCAUCAUUAAUUUUAGAGCAGGAUACAGUGUUCAGCACAGUGCUGGAUUACAUGUACACAGGCUCACUUCCCCUAACCACAGAAACAAUUACAGAUGUUGUAAAAAUAUCAGAUUUUCUCUUGCUAGAUGAUGUCAGAGAGUUCUGCCAGCAGUUUCUUCUGGGCUUGGGCAACCUUGAUCUCUCCAAUUGCCUAAGAGUCCGAUUUCUGGCAGAGGACCACAACCUACCAGAAGUAGCUGCAGCUGCAAAGUGUAUCAUAGAGUCACGGUUUCAUGACUAUCUCAUUCAUCAUGAGGAUAUACUCGAGCUACCUUGGGUUUGGCUGGUAAAGCUUUUGGAAGACCCGUGUGUCAUACAGCAUACGGGUUAUAAAGAACUUCGUAAACUGGCCAGUAAGUGGAUAAAUCAUGACAAGGUGGCGAGGGUUCCAUAUCUUCAACAGCUGAACUGUGCGAUAUCUGCUUGGGUCUCAGACUACACCAACGAAGCUUCUUAUUUAGGACGUGAGCUUAGAAGAUCACUGGAAGGUAGAGAUGCCAUUGGGCAAAAACAGAACUCUCCAAUUGAUGACAUCAAUAAUCCAAGCCUUGAUAACAGCAUGUAUACUUCCUUAGAACUUCCGUCCAAUGCAGACACUUUAUUACUAGAAAACACAGAAGAUGUGAUUCAGGGCAAUGUUGGGUCAUCUCUCACUUCCCAGAUUCUGUUUACUGUGGUCUGCAAUCAGGGAUUAAAAUUUUUGAAACUUUUUCUUUACAGUCUUGAGGACCAGUUAUGGUUUCACUUUUCUGUGUCUGGAGAGAGACUUCUUAAGUUUGUACCAAUGAGACAGACAGUGUGUAAUAUGUUGGCUCAUGAAGGCAAAGUCUACAUGUACCUGUGUUCCUCUUUCCCUUACCCUACAGAUAUGUUAAAAAUCAAUAUUCUUACCAUAGAUCUGUUUACUGGCCAGCCUGCACUUUUUUCCUUCCGAACUGUGGAUUAUUACAAGCCUACUUAUAGGACUACACUUACAAACUACCGCACAGCUCCCCCUGCCAUGGUCAUGUGCAGUGGUCAGCUGUUUGUUGUUGGCAACAAGGAAGGUACUGGGCACCUGUUUGCAUGUAAUUUAGCAAACAAUCAGUACACCUGCUAUCAGAUUCCCAGUUCUAGAUUCAUCAGCCUGGCUAGGUGUGUGGUAAGAAACAACCGCCAAAUUUUCAUCUGGUACAGACAUAGAACAGGACCAUCAGAAGAGUUUUCUAUUAAAAAGUCAGUAGGGUUUGUUCUCUUUGAUGCUAAGAUGAAAAUCUUUAGCUCUUGGGAGCUCACACCCCCUGACAUCUCAUAUGACGACUUUGCCAAAUGCUACACUAUGUGUGUGAGAGAUGACACAGUUUACAUCUACCAGCCUGGGGAGCCUGCAGUCAUUCUUGAUGAGGUGAGGGUUAAGUGGAUCACUUCUCUUCGCCGUAUUCCAUUGCCAAGCCCUGAGUACAUAAGGGAACCUCAAGCGUAUGGAUAUCAGAUUGCUGUGCCUACUCAAGAUGGCAUCCUCAUUCUCAACAACUGGCAACCAUACACUACCUCUCUGCAUGAGAUAUCUGAAAAAGUUCCAUACCCAAUUUCCCACAUUCCACCCCCUAUCGACAACAUAUCUGUUGCCACCCUGGCUGAGCUGCCCAAGUAUUUACUUCGCAAUUUGCAGCGAUGUAAAAACUAUGAUGAGGCCUAUGCAAGUGCACUUCAUGUAGCCAUGCAGUACUCUGACGGAGAUACUGAUGACAGUGCUGGCUCUGUGUUGGAAGGUGCUGACUCUGAAAAUGAGGAUGAGUAUGAAUAUGAUGAAGAUAUCUAUGAAUAUGACUAUGAUAUGGGGAAUUUUGAGGUUUGAAUUUUAUAAGUGUGAUGUUUUCUUUUCAUUAAUAAGUGUACAGGAUAUCAAGUAACUAUAAAUUAUUCAAAAACAAACCAUAUACUUGUAUACAUAUAUAUAUAUAUAUUUGUGGUAGUGGAUAAAAUGUAUGUCAUAUAUUUUAAAUAGUUUCUUUGGUUUAAAUAAUCAUUUACAACCAAAGAAAUUAUUUCCUGUUAAAUAUUUAAUUGAUACAUGAAUAAAUGCAAAGGGUUUUAUAUUUUCUUAAUUUCUGUUUUCAAGAAAAAUUUGCAAAAUAAAAAGUUGUGACUAUGAUGCAGUGGAUGUUAAUUUUACAGUAUUAAUUAUAUAAAAAAUGCAUUCUUUUUGUUAACCAUUUACCCCAAAUUGUUGAUCGUUGUAGGAUUUUAGCAAUGUCUUAUGUUUUUUGAAAACUUUAGAAUCAUUUUCCUUUAUUCAAAUAUGGAAUCCUGUAUGAAAAUAUAAAAAAUACUUUUUUAAGUAACAAAGCUUAUAUUAAGCGUAGUUGUAUCCAUUAGUUUGGUUCAUUCGUGUAUUUAAAUUUGUAAUAGAUCUAGACUAACAAAAUAAAUAUGCAUGAUUACAAAUAUUUUGACCAAUUGUUUUUGUUUAGCCCAAUGUCAUGCUUUUAGCUUCCUCAAUACGCUCUGAUCCUAUCACUUGUCUGGACCAGUUAGAAAGGGGUAGGAUGAGACAGAAGGGAGUAUCUGGGUGAAAGACCUGAAUUCGAACUUGAGGGCUAAAGCCUUUGAAAGCCAAUUUGCUAACCACUCUGCCAAUGAAUCAUUUAUGAAAAUAGAAGGUUUUAUAGUUAUCCAUUGUUAGCUUCAAACUUUAGAGCGGCGACCUACAAAGUGUAAAGGAUCUAAUUCAACUUAUACCACAUCAGUCAAGUACAAUUUCUUUCCCUUAUUCGAGAUACCAAACAAAAUAAUUAAUCACCAAUAGUUAAUUAAAUAAUUGGUUAAUUUUUGUUUUAUUAAUUCUUGUUUUGUCAGGUAAAAGAAAUAAUUGUGCAAAGUUUCAGCUUGAUCUGAUAUAGGGUGUUGGAGAGAUUUCAUAUACAAACUGUUUACCCCAGACAGAGUGAGCUGAUAUUAGUUUUGUACUAACAAAGGUGAUAAAUCUACUUAGAAGUUUAAAGGGGGAAAAAAGUUUUUAAAAAUAUAAAAUAUUUGAUUCUUGACGAAGCUUUUGAAUAAACAUUACAGCUGUGUACAGAUCUAACUUCACUUUAAUAAGUUUAACUUUGAGAGCCUACAUCUACAUCACAAUGACACCCUCCAAAAAUACUGCAUCAAACCCUUGAUUGGGAAAAAAAAGCAACUUUGAUUCAUCAGUGUUAAUGUUUCAGACUACAAGGCAAAGAGAUCUGCCAAUAGCAAUGAAACAAAACACAAACAAUGCUUCAUAAGACCCAACUUACCCCGUGCCCUGAAUGUACUCAGCUUUUCAGAACUAAUAUCUUUGAAUCAAUAAGAUCGUGCGAUCUUCAACCACAAAGCUCAUCAAUAGCAUCCACUUCAUACCCUAGUGCAGGGGUUCUCAGCCUGUGGGUCACAACCCCCUUAGGGGUCAAUUGACGAUUUGGCAGGGGUCGCCUAAGACCAUCGAAAAUAUGGAUUGGUAUUGUCUAUUCUUCCA